AUGUGGCAAAACGACCGCGUGGAGAUCAUCGCCAACGACCAGGGCAACCGCACGACUCCGUCCUACGUGGCCUUCACCGAGACGGAGCGCCUGAUCGGCGAUGCCGCCAAGAACCAGGCGGCGAUGAACGCCACCAACACCGUCUUCGAUACCGAGCGGCUGAUCGGCCGCAAGUUCACGGACCCGGCCGUGGCCUCCGACAAGAAGCACUGGCCCUUCAGUGUGGUCGCGGGUCCCGGUGGGAAGCCCACGAUCGAGAUAUCUUUCAAGGGAGAGAAGAAGCAGUUCGCGCCUGAGGAGAUCUCCUCCAUGGUGCUGGUCAAGAUGAAGGAGAUCGCCGAGGCUUUUACCUUGGCAAGGAGGGUGGUUGGAAUGGUGAAGAACGCGGUGAUCACCGUGCCUGCAUACUUCAACGACUCCCAGCGCCAGGGCGAGGAGCGCAACGUGCUCAUCUUCGACCUGGGCGGCGGCAACUUCGACGUGAGCGUGCUGACCGUCGAGGAGGGCAUCUUCGAGGUGAAGGCCACCGCUGGCGAUACCCACCUGGGCGGAGAGGACUUCGACAACCGCAUGGUGGACUACUUCCUACAGGAGUUCGAGCGAAAGAACCGGAAGGACAUGAGCACCAACCAGCGCGCCCUCCGACGGCUCCGCACGGCGCACAUCGAGAUCGACUCCCUGUUCGAGGGCAUCGACUUCAACUCCACCAUCACUCGCGCGCGGUUCGAGGACAUGAACCAGGACUACUUCCAGAAGUGCUUGGCACCCGUGGAGAAGGUGGUGAAGGACGCAAAGAUGUCCAAGGGCCAGAUCCACGAGGUGGUGCUUGUGGGAGGUUCCACCCGCAUCCCCAAGGUGCAGCAGAUGCUUUCGGAGUUCUUUAAUGGCAAGGAGCCGUGCAAAUCCAUCAACCCCGACGAGGCCGUCGCGUACGGCGCCACCGUCCAGGCCACCAUCCUCUCGGGCAACGACAAGUCGGAGAAGCUCGACUUGCUCCUGCUCCUCGAUGUGACCCCGUUCGGGCAGGGGCUCGAGACGGCCGGCGGCGUUAUGUCGGUGCUCAUCAAGCGUAACACGACGGUGCCGGCGAAGAAGUCGCAGGUGUUCUCGACCUACGCGGACAAUCAGCCGGGUGUGCUGAUCCAGGUUUUCGAGGGCGAGCGCAGCAUGACCCGCGACUGCAACAUCCUGGGCAAGUUCAGCCUGGACGGGAUCCCGCCCAUGCCCAGGGGCCAGUCGCAGAUCGAGGUGACGUUUGACAUCGACGCGAACGGCAUCCUGAACGUGCGCGCCGCGGAAAAGUCCACCGGCAAGGAGAACAAGAUCACCAACGACAAGGGCCGCCUCAGCGCCGACGAAAUCGAGCGCAUGGUGGAGGAGGCCGAGCGGUACAAGGCCGAGGACGACGUCCAGAAGAGCCGCGUGGAGGGCAAGAACUCUCUCGAGAACUACGCCUACUCGAUGCGUAACACGAUCAACGACGAGAAGGUUGCCUCGAAGCUGGACGAAGCAGACAAGACGACGAUCGAGACCAAGAUCUCGGAGAUAAUCGCGUGGCUCGACGGCAACCAGUCCGCCGGGAAGGAGGAGUACGAGGAGAAGCAGAAGGAGCUGGAGGGCGGGUGCAACCCCAUCAUCCAGAAGAUGGCCGGCGGGGCCGGCGGUGAGCCAGGCGGUAUGCCCGGCGGCAUGCCCGGAGGCAUGCCGGACAUGGGCGGCGCCGGCUUCCCCGGGGCCGGAGGAGCGGCAGCCCCCGACGCGGACGCGGACGCCGGCCCCAAGAUCGAGGAGAUUGACUGGACGAAAGAUAUUGGAAGUCGAAACUGA
Molecule: messenger RNA, 1827 nt
Organism: Ectocarpus siliculosus
Lineage: Eukaryota; Phaeophyceae; Ectocarpales; Ectocarpaceae
Source: the annotation of a GenBank genome assembly